Molecule: messenger RNA, 2369 nt
Organism: Mercenaria mercenaria
Lineage: Eukaryota; Metazoa; Mollusca; Bivalvia; Venerida; Veneridae
Exons: 6
Coding region: 9-1739 (576 amino acids)
Molecular function (GO): oxidoreductase activity; FAD binding
Source: RefSeq, a predicted model, not a curated record
UAUACACCAUGCUGCGAUAUACCGUGGUCUUGUUACUGUGUUGUUACGUUGGCCAAUCAGUAGCUGCCGUUGAGACGCUGGAAGGCAACAUGACAAUAUAUGACGUGAAUGAUGUCAUAGCCAUCAGAUGUUGUCCAGCAGACGAGUGCUAUCCUUCGCAGCCAGCAGUUGCAUCUCUUAACAAUAAAUUGAAAGGCAGAUUAAUUCUCCCACAUAUGUAUGAAUACAUCAACCAGUCACAUAUGUACAACACCAUUGAGCAGAGAUACCCACGAAUACUUGCUAUGGUUCAUUCAAAAGAAGACAUUAAAGAAACAAUCCUGUUUGCCCGGAAGUACAACUUGCACGUGACAAUUAGAAGUUCCGGUCAUGACUAUGUUGGAAGAUCAACGUGGGACGGAAGUAUUAACAUAAAUUUGUCCGAAAUGAAAGAGUACAAGGUAAAACUCGAUUCCAGUAGAAAUGAACAUGGAGAAAUCAACGUGCAGACCGGACUGACUUGGGCAGAAAUAUAUGAAAUGCUUGACAAGACCUACAAUCGCACAAUUGUAGGCGGAAGUGCACACACAGUGACACCUGGUGGUUAUACUCUUGGUGGAGGUCACAGUCCUAUCUCAAGGUCACUUGGAUACUCGGUUGAUAAUGUUCUGGAAAUCCAGGUUGUGCUGGCAGAUGGUCGAAUUGCUACAUGCACAGAGUCGAGAUGUGAAAUUGAAGAAGUUAAUGGAGAGACUGUUACACACGAUAGUAGUUUAUUUUGGGCCAUGCGCGGGGGUGGUGGUGGAACCUUUGGAGUUGUCGUUUAUUUUGUUUUCAAAUUGCACCCAAUGCCCGCAGGAAUGGUCAAGGUGAACACAUGGCUGCCUCUUAAAGUAGAUACAUAUGGUUUAGACUUGAGUAGAGAGCUUUUAUCCGCAUUGGGUGACCUUAUUACUUCAAUGCCUAAAGAAUGGGGUGGUUAUUACUUAAUGAAUAACGCCAAAGUUACCUACGAAGGUGUAGCAAUGACGGGAAGUUUGCAGCUGGCGAUGAACAAGUUUGGUCCUUGGGAUGGUACAGAAGAAACACUCUUUAAAAAGUUCAUUGACGUCGCUAAACGGCUACAAACCAACGUGACAUUCACUAAUGUAAGCAGCUUCUGGGAAUAUGAAAAAGAUGCAUAUGAUCCACCUAUAAAUAGGGUCUAUCUGGUUGGUACCAUGCUUCAGCCGGAAAAAGUCAACGACAUGGUGGAAUUCAUUCAGCAAGAAUUUUUCACGAACUUUAAAGACAUUCUCCUUGCAUGCACCGGAAUAUCACUUGGAGGCAGAACUACAGAGUUCCCUGUGGAUUCAACACCACUCAAUCCUGGCUACAGAACUGCUGUCUCAUGUUUAUCUUGCGGCGUGCCACUCGCUGAUGCGGCGAAACAACCGUGGUUCGAGCAGUCAAAAUACGACGAUAUUUUGAUUCCUAUAGCCGAUGCAUUUAGCGAGAGACUUCGUAGAUUGGGCACUGGUAUGUACGUUAACGAACCAACAAAAAAUAAUCCACACUGGCGAGAAGAUUUCUGGGGCGACCAUUACACGAAGUUACUUAAAAUCAAGCGUAAGUACGAUCCGGAGAACUUCUUCACGUGCCAUCACUGUGUCGGAUCAGAGACCAAGGGCAAAUCUACAACACCUUGGACGUCGUCUGCUGCCGUGAACAACGUUAAUGUUUUCUUAGCAAUCGCUCUCCUCUUCUUGAAAUUCUUUUGAUUGUUGAUUAAGAUAUGUGAAAUAUGUGACAGAGGAAGUUUUAUGUAUAUAUUAUUAUUUUAUUACAGAUUUAUAUAGCGCCCCUUUCAUGAUAAACACGUUCAAAGGCGCUUUACAUAGCGCAAAGCACGAAAUUGCCGAGGAUUACGUGUCAUUACGUGUUUUUAAUGCAUUGUUAUUUUAUCUUGUUCACAUGUUCACACUUUAUAUGACACAAUCUUUUAAAAUUUUCAAACGGAUUUUAAUAUACCGUUCUAGGCAUUUGAAAAAUAAAAGAUAGAAGUGGCCAUCUGACAGAUCUAUUUAACACCAUCGUAAUUGAACAUGAGCACUAGGAAUAUGUUUUUAAAAUUCAUAGUAAAUGAUAAAUAUCUUAAGAUGUAAUUUCAAUCAUUUUGUGUUGUUAUCAACCUAUCCAGUGACCACCGCUUCUAGCCGUGUAUUGAACUUUUUUUCUUCUUUUUUAAUGAUUUCCACACUCUUUAUCAUUACUUCGCACCUUUUUUUUUAGUUUUACAUUCCUAAAAUCUUUUAGAUCAUUAUCAUCGCGGAUUUUACGCAAAACCAUGUACGCGUUGAGGUACGUUUAUGACCGAAGACUGCCUAAUUUAUCAACGUGAAUUUUGCCGA